AUGUAUUACUGCAAAAGGGAUGUUCUUGGUAAUUCGGUGUUCAUUUCGGCCAUCUAUGGAAGUAAUGAUGGGAUAAAUCGAAGACAACUUUGGCUCAAACUUAAGGAGGUUAAUUCCAUUGUUAAUCAGUCCUCAUGUGUAUUAGGUGGGGAUUUUAAUAUAUUCUUGCAUUCCCACGAAAGCUCAGAUCAUGAUCUGAUAGGCCAUUACAAUUCUCCUGAUAUGAAAGAAUUCCAAGAAUUCACUCAAGAGUUUGCUCUUCUUGACCACCCUUUCUUUGGGCCUAAGUUCACUUGGAGUAAUAAGCAACAUGAAUUAUUUCUGGGUAGGAAACUUGAUAGGGUUAUAAUAAAUCCUAGUUGGGCUCCCAUCUUUCAACAAUCUUUUGUGGAAUUCCUUGCCCCUGGAAUCUCUGACCACAUCAUUGCCAUUAUAUGGCUUUCAAAAGAUAUUCCAGCCUCCAGGCCUAAACCUUUCAAUUUUUUAAAUUUCUGGGCUGCUCAUCCCAAUUUCUUGAAUGUAGUAAGGAACUCUUGGCAUCAAGAAGUUCAAGGCAAUCCUAUGAUGGUUCUGUUCACAAAACUUAGAAGACUCAAAGAUUGUCUCAUAAGGUUUAAACAAGAAAAUUAUAGCAACCUCUUAGAUAGAGUUAAAUUAAAGAGAAUGGAGUUGGAAAAUCAACAACUUCUUACUCUUAAAGGUGAGGAAGCCAUAGAGAAGGAACUUGCAAUUCAUAAGCAGUUGAAAACCCUUGAAGAAGUUGAAUCAUUGUUUUUUAAGCAAAAGACAAAAGUUCAAUGGAUUAGAGAUGGCGACAAAAAUACCAAUUUUUUCCAUUCUAUUGUAGCCUUUAAAAAAAAAAAGAGAUACCAUCAGAGUCCUUGA
Hibiscus syriacus is the source of this 885-nucleotide messenger RNA. RefSeq lists its product as uncharacterized. The record is from RefSeq and is a predicted model, not a curated record. The transcript has a single exon. NCBI's taxonomy places the organism in Eukaryota, Viridiplantae, Streptophyta, Magnoliopsida, Malvales, Malvaceae. Bases 1 to 885 code for a protein of 294 amino acids. Gene Ontology annotation, molecular function: catalytic activity.